CAACCACAUCAACAACAGCACACAAUACACCUUCAUAUUAUAUUUUUUAUAUUUUUAAAACUCACACUUGUUUAGUACGUUGUUGUGUAGAGCGCAUUAAAGUUUUUUUAUAUAUAUUUUUUUUCUAAAUGGCCAUGGAUAAUACAAAGUGAUCGGAGCACAACUCUACUUGGUAAAGAGGCCCCAGUCUGCAUUUGUAUCUUGUGCUAGUUACAUGUGUUGUUUCAAUAGUCAGUGCAUAAAUAUAAUGUGCAACAUACACUCAUUAUUUAAUAAAACAACAAUUUAUUAUUUAUCAUAAUUAAUAAUUUUAUUUAUUUAUUAUUAUUAAUAUUUAAUUAAAAUUAUUUAUUAUUUUUUUUUUAAUUAAUUUGUGAUUAUUUACAAUUGUUUUUUUAUUGUUUUGGAUUAAGUGGAUUAGUGAAAAAUUAUUAUCAAAGAAAAGGUGUUGUGUGUUUUUAAAUUUAAAUUUAUAAAUUGUGGGUGAAAUAUAUUUAAAAUGCCUUGCUCCGCGGUGACGCUUUCGUUGGCAACUAUAACCGGCAUCAUUGCCACAGCUUUACUUACAAUUGCAUUUUUAUCGGAUAAUUGGCUAUAUACUGAUGUAAAACGUGCCCAAAUACAGCAAUAUGCAGCAAAAAAUCCAGAUCAAAGUCAUCUUAUUAAUUUGAUGAAUACCAAGUAUUAUUAUUACACAAGAACUCAGGGACCAUUUAGGAUAUGUUUUCCAAAAGAACGUCCACCACCAGGAGUUGUUUCAACUUAUUUGAGCCCAGUAGAAACAUACUGUACAAAUAUUGAUUAUUUUAUUCCCGAUGAAAAUAAUGAAACUAGAGGAUUUUCCGAGGAUGCAAUGGCAAGAAUAAAUAUGGGAAGAGCAAUGAUUGGACUGUUUAUUCUUGCAUUUGUUGCAAUAUUUUCUGCAUUCUGGACAGGUGUGGUUGGCUGUUGGCGACGAUCUCCUGGAAAUAUCACUGCAACAGCAAUCCUCAUGUUCUUUGCCUGUUUACUGAGUGCUGUUGGAAUGGGACUUUGGCAUGGUGUUGAAUACUACGAAAAAGAAAAAGUUAUUGGUGAAGAAUAUUACCAACUCUGGAGCAAUCCAUUGAAGAAUUACACAGGACAAUGGUACGAUUGGUCAUUUUAUUUAGCCUGGUUUGGUGUUGCAAUGUGUCUUGGUACAAUGACAUUAUUUUUAAUAGCUGCAUCAUAUCUUAGAAAAGAACGUGGUCGUGAACAAGCAGCAAAUAUACAAUACAUAAUGCCAGUUUAUCCACAAAAACAACAGUAUGCAUAUCCAGCAUAUCCAGCUCCAGCAGCUUAUCCAGGACCAUACUAUCAUGGCUCACAAUAUGGACCAUAUAAUUACUGAUAAAGACAACAUUUUAUUGAAAAAUUUAAAUUUAAAAUACAUGCAGAAUUGAAAAUUUCAAGUGGAUAUAAAA
Aphidius gifuensis is the source of this 1445-nucleotide messenger RNA. RefSeq lists its product as uncharacterized. The transcript is spliced from 7 exons. Gene Ontology annotation, cellular component: membrane. Bases 500 to 1372 code for a protein of 290 amino acids. The record is from RefSeq and is a predicted model, not a curated record. Lineage: Eukaryota; Metazoa; Arthropoda; Insecta; Hymenoptera; Braconidae.